GUCCGCUGAUUGGUUGCCUGCGUCCCGUGCGCCGGGCUGACGACAGUCGCUGCUAGUUGGGCCUGGUUCCCUGUCCCCGCUGCUAUCUUCGUCUUUCUAUGUUUCUCUUUUAAGGCGACAGCCUUUAGCAACGGCUCGAAUAAACACGUCCUCACUUGGCCGGUGUCAGGCCUCCUUCACGCUUUUGUCUUGUGCUUCCGAGGCACCGUAGGGGCAUCAUGUCCCACCCCGGCUGCUUUUGUACGGCCAGAAUAAUCGCCAGUUCUUUAAACAGAGGUUUUGUGUGUGGCCGGGGACAUCUCGCUUUGUUGAAAAGGCCAAGAAGUUCAGAAUUUCAUUUGGUACGGAAGGUCCCAUUCAGACGUUUUACAGUAACAACUGUGUAUUGUGCUUCUAAAGAUGCCAGUAAAGAUGGAUCUGGAGAUGGAAAUAAGAAAUCGGUAGGAGAAGGCACAAGUAAGAAAUCCUCUGGGGGUUCUGGGAAAGGAGGGAAUCAGCUGCGCUGCCCGAAGUGUGGAGAUCUAUGCACCCAUGUGGAAACCUUUGUCUCCUCUACUCGGUUUGUGAAGUGUGAGAAAUGCCAUCACUUUUUUGUUGUGUUAUCCGAGGCAGACUCAAAGAAAUCCAUCGGCAAGGAACCAGAGUCUGCUGCAGAAGCAAUGAAAUUGGCAUUUCAGCAAAAACCUCCUCCACCCCCAAAGAAGAUCUUCAACUACCUCGACAAGUAUGUUGUGGGUCAGGCGUUUGCAAAGAAGGUACUGUCUGUUGCUGUAUACAAUCAUUACAAACGGAUUUAUAAUAAUAUCCCAGCAAACCUCCGGCAGCAAGCUGAAGUGGAGAAACAGGCAUCCUUAACACCAAGAGAGCUGCUGCAGAUUGCUGGAAUCAGCCCUCAUGGAAAUGCCUUAGGAGCGUCUAUGCAGCAGCAGGUAAACCAGCAGAUGCCACAGGAAAGGAGAGGAGGCGAUGUACUGGACUCUAACCAUGAUGAGAUCAAACUGGAGAAAAGCAACAUACUACUUCUGGGCCCAACAGGCUCUGGUAAAACUCUGUUGGCACAGACACUGGCAAAAUGUUUGGAUGUUCCUUUUGCAAUCUGUGACUGUACAACAUUAACCCAAGCUGGCUAUGUAGGAGAGGACAUUGAGUCUGUGAUUGCUAAAUUGCUGCAGGAUGCCAAUUACAAUGUGGAAAAGGCACAGCAAGGGAUUGUUUUCUUGGAUGAGGUUGACAAAAUUGGCAGUGUACCAGGUAUCCAUCAGUUACGGGAUGUUGGUGGUGAAGGUGUUCAGCAGGGCUUGCUAAAACUUCUGGAAGGCACCAUCGUUAAUGUCCCAGAAAAGAACUCUCGCAAGCUGAGAGGAGAAACUGUUCAAGUCGACACAACUAAUAUUCUCUUUGUGUCAUCUGGUGCUUUUAACGGUCUGGAUAGGAUCAUCAGCAGAAGAAAGAAUGAGAAGUAUUUAGGUUUUGGAAUAGCCUCAAAUAUGGGCAAAGGAAGGCGAGCAGCAGCUGCAGCUGACCUAGCCAAUAACAGUCCAGAAUCCAAUGCUGUGCAGGAUAUUGAGGAAAAAGACAGACUUUUGCGACUUGUGGAGGCCAGAGACCUUAUUGAGUUUGGCAUGAUCCCGGAGUUUGUUGGCCGCUUACCUGUGGUGGUUCCUCUGCAUAGCCUGGAUGAACAAACCCUCGUGCGGAUCCUUACAGAGCCACGCAAUGCAGUUGUGCCACAAUAUCAAGCCCUCUUCAGUAUGGAUAAGUGCGAGUUAAGCAUUAGCGAAGAUGCUUUGAGGGCCAUUGCCAGACUGGCUCUUGAAAGAAAAACUGGUGCAAGAGGCCUCCGGUCUAUAAUGGAAAAACUACUACUGGAGCCUAUGUUUGAAGUUCCCAACUCUGAUAUCGUAUGUGUGGAGGUGGACCAGGAAGUGGUGGAAGGAAAGAAGGACCCCAGAUAUGUCAAGACCCAAAGAAAAGAAGUGUCAGAGGAAGAGUAUGAUUCUGGAGUUGAGGAGGAAGGCUGGUCACGUCAAGCCGAUGCUGCAAACAAUUAGUUCAGUUGGUUUUCCUGCCUGUUGUUUCCCAAAAUGUGUAGUAUUUACUAUCCAGAAAGACGAGGAAUAAUUAAAACAAUUGAAGCAAUUAAUUUUAAGAAUGCUUCGGAUUUCUACAGUUAGGCAGAUUUAUACAAUGUCCUGACAUUAAAGACAAAAAAAAAAUCACUUUUAGGGGCUAUUUUUUUAAGGUGAAAUCUCUUUAACUGAUCUGAGCCCUUAACUCUAGGGAAUUACAGCAGUUCAUAUUCCAAUUAUGUUUCCUAACAGAAGUGUGGUGUUUGAGAAACGCAGAAAAAGCUUUUAUUUUGGAGGUUGCAAAUUGGGCUAGAGAGCUUCUCUCUUCUCUGAAUUUUACACCUUUUCUAUUUGAAUGUUACCAAUAACCAUUCGCUGUCUUUCUGAUCUUAAUUUUUUUUUUUUAUCCUGUGACUGGUUACUCAGUUUUUUUGAGCAUCUAAAUGGUUGUUAGCUUUUACCAGCACAUUUAUAAUACACACAAGUGACUCUGCACAUCCCAUAUGUGCUCUGGCCAGUAGAGUGCAGGUGAGUUAAUACACAGACACAGAGACACAAAAAUAACAACAUGUUAACACGUUAAGCUGUGGAUGAACCACAAACCCUCAGAUUUGGGAUAGAUUUAACAUAUAUCUUUUUUUUUUUUUCCCUUUAGCAGCAGACUUGUAAAUGUAGAAAGAGCCAAUCAAGGUGCCUUACAGGCAGCAGCUGUCUGGGACACACUUUGUGUUACUUCUUUCUUGUAGCAUAAUAAAGGAAAUUACCUCUAGAGUAAUGUCACUUAAAAGGAAAGCCAACAGUAGUGAUAUAACGGCUGUGUUUUAUCCAUGUAAUCAUUCAUUUUCUGUUUAUUCAAGGCAAGAAAUGUAAUAUACUACACUUCAGAACUCAUGUCCGCAUGAGACGGGUGAGAAUUGGACUGCUUUUAAGUUACAGAUCCAUGUGUGUACAAUUUUUUAUUUUUAGGUUUUUUUUUUUUGGUUUUAGAAUUUCACUAAGCUAGGCUAAGAAAUUAAUGUUUGUCCCCUAUGGCAUAUAUUUAAAUAAAUAUGAUCUUUUAGCCACAUCUUUGGCUAACACUAA
Xenopus laevis (African clawed frog) is the source of this 3152-nucleotide messenger RNA. It is a transcript of the gene clpx.L, whose product is annotated as caseinolytic mitochondrial matrix peptidase chaperone subunit X L homeolog. The record is from RefSeq and is a predicted model, not a curated record. The transcript has 13 exons. The coding region runs from base 219 to 2051 and encodes 610 amino acids. NCBI's taxonomy places the organism in Eukaryota, Metazoa, Chordata, Amphibia, Anura, Pipidae. Gene Ontology annotation, biological process: protein folding. Gene Ontology annotation, molecular function: ATP-dependent protein folding chaperone; ATP hydrolysis activity; ATP binding. Gene Ontology annotation, cellular component: mitochondrial matrix; mitochondrion; mitochondrial nucleoid.